Messenger RNA from Dovyalis caffra, 324 nucleotides. Lineage: Eukaryota; Viridiplantae; Streptophyta; Magnoliopsida; Malpighiales; Salicaceae. The record is from the annotation of a GenBank genome assembly.
AUGAUGCGUAACAAGCAGUACUUUGCAUCAAAGAUGACAAGAGUGAUAGUUGUGCUCCUACUUAUCUGCCUUAUCUUCCUCGAUGGCACUAAUGCCAGAGGUAUUGGAGGCUCUGUUGGCAGAGGUUUUGGUGGCUCUCGCGGAAGAGGAAGGAGCUUUGGUGGUGGUGGUGGUAGCCGCGGUGGUGGAGGCAGAUCAGAUGCCUCCUCUCACCCAUGCUUAAAUAGAGCAGCAGCAGCUUCAUCACCAUUACAGAUUGGUGGCUUUACAGGCGGAGAAAGAGGUGGAGGUGGAGGAGGAAUAGUAAGAGUAGGAGGUGGAUAA